Molecule: messenger RNA, 1015 nt
Organism: Solanum tuberosum (potato)
Lineage: Eukaryota; Viridiplantae; Streptophyta; Magnoliopsida; Solanales; Solanaceae
Product: cytochrome P450 CYP736A12-like
Exons: 3
Coding region: 5-1015 (336 amino acids)
Molecular function (GO): iron ion binding; oxidoreductase activity, acting on paired donors, with incorporation or reduction of molecular oxygen; monooxygenase activity
Source: RefSeq, a predicted model, not a curated record
CUCAAUGACUUUGAUAUGGACAGCUCUAGUGUUUUGUCUAUUUACAUAUGCCUUGUAUGAGCUGAUAAACAUUCACAAGAGGAAAAAGUUUCCUCCAGGUCCAAAAGGGCUUCCUUUUUUAGGACAUCUUCAUUUGUUAGGCAAAAAUCCACACCAAGAUUUACAAAAACUAGCCAACAAACAUGGUCCUAUUAUGUAUGUCCGAUUGGGACUAGUACCUACAAUCAUUGCCUCGUCUGCUGAUGCAGCUGAAAAGGUCCUCAAGACAUAUGAUCACAUAUUUGCUACUAGGCCUCAUCAUGAGGCAUCUCAAUAUUUGUCUUAUGGACAGAAGAAUUUGAUAUUUGCAAAGUAUGGUGUGUAUUGGCGUAACAUGCGCAAAUUGUGCACUGUGCACCUUUUGAGCAAUAACAAGAUCAAUUCAUUUCAAUCCAUCAGAAAACAAGAAGUUGAACUUCUUAUUGAGUCGCUUAAAAAGGAAGCUCAUGAUCGUGUAGUUGUUGAUCUUAGUGCAAAGAUUACGUCCUUGAGUGCUAACUUGACUUGUUUAAUGGUGUUUGGAAAGAAGUACAUGGAUGAGGACUUGGACAAGAGGGGAUUCAAAUCUGUUGUUCAAGAUGUUGUGCAUUUAGCAGCAACGCCAAAUCUUGGUGAUUUUUUCCCCUUCCUUGGUGCUAUUGAUCUCCAGGGUCUCACUCGCAAGCUCAAGGAUCUUUCGAAGGUGUUUGAUGAGUUCCUUGAGAAGAUUAUUGAUGAACAUGUUCAUUCACACGACCAGAAGCAAACCAAGGACUUUGUGGACACCAUGAUGGGCAUAAUGCAAUCUGGAGAAGCGGAAUUUCAGUUUGACCGUCGUCACAUAAAAGCUAUCCUCUUUGACAUGCUUAUAGCUGCAAUGGACACUACAGCAUCAUCAACGUUAUGGAUACUCACAGAACUUCUUAGACAUCCCCAAGAAGUUAGAAAUAAGAAUAAGUUGUCAGAAAAGGAACGAUUCUUCUAUGAAAUGAAUUAA